GGGCGCUCUUCCUGGAGGCGUUUUCAAAAACCAUCCGGUUGACAUUGUUGGAAGUUUUUGUUAUGGUUUUUAUUGACUAGAAAGUGCUUAAAUACUUAUCAUAUAAAGUAUUUAGUGUCUACAUUCAGAACGUAAUGGCUCAUGGCCUGUCCGAAACUGAAAUGAUGAGUGGAAUAAUGCCACUCAAUCGACAAGCCCAGUUGGCCUACAGCAAUAGGCACCUUGACUCAAUUUCAACUAAACUAGCGAACCUUGAACAGCGGCUGUCAGCAGAUCCACGUCCACAUGAAUCUCCUACACGUAGGUCAGGAAAUGUUGCAUCAUCGAGCACGACAAGUGUCACCGAGUCUAUUGUUGCUGGGAAUGUUUCCAGGAACCUGACACCAUCAAGGCACACUGGUGUGUCUGUUUCUCCAUCGAUCCGUGGUUCAAACAGGAAAUCAGAGGAUCACAACUACAAAGGAAAUGAAUAUUCAUAUGGGACAAAAGAGAAGGCCAAGAAAGAAUUAUUUACAAGUAGUUUCAAUGAUAUGCCUACAGAGAAUGAGCAUCACCGUAUCCAUGAAGUGAGUCAAGACAUUUCAAAGAUGGAGGAAAUACGAGAAAGCCUGCAUCACAUAAUCUCGCCUAUCAAUAGCAGAACCACCUACCAAAAUGAAAAUGUUAAUCAUGGUGCUAGCUCCCCUGUGAGUGACCAGUUUAGCAAUGGUUUCCAUGACAAUGAGCGUCAAAAUGAAUCACUGGAGAGUAUGAAAACUGAAGCACUGUUAAGUAUGAAGCCGCAUGUGUCCCCCGGCUCCUUGGACAGUGGUGUUGUCUUCCAUCGAGGUGCUCUCCAACAGCGGCAUGCAUACGUCCCAAACUCGUCCCUAAUCACCGAGAACCAGAUCCUAAGAGAUAGCCUAGAUGGAGAACGAUACAGGAGAAAGCAUUGUGAGGAGCAAAUAAGUGAGUUACAGGCCAAGCUGCUAGAGUCACAGCAGCAACUUGCUGUAGCUGUCUCCACAGAUAGAAAGAAGGAUAUUAUGGUACAACAGCUGGACAAGACUUUAGCAAAGGUUGUAGAUGGAUGGAAGAAAAAUGAAGAAGAAAAAGUAGCAAUUAUUGCAAAAAUGAAAGGAGAAAAAGAGGAGGCCGAGAAAAUGCAAGAACGCCAAAAACAGCUGCUGGCUACAUUUGAGAAGGAUUUGGCCCAAGCCGUUGACCAGCUCAGCAAGGAACAGCAAAGAGCAAUUCGAGUUGAGAGAGAUAAGCAAACUGAGAUUCAGGCAUGUAAAGAACAAAGGGAAGAAAGUUUACAGUUAGUGCAAGAAGAGAAACAGAAAAGGCAAGCUUCUGAAGAAAUGAAAGAAGAUUUAUAUAAACAGAUAAAAGAUCUACAAGACAGAAUUGCAAAGGAAAGGGAUUUGAAAUUGGAAAUACAAAUUAAAUUGCAGAAGGAAUUACAGCUUUUGAGUGAGAAACAUUUAAAAGAAUUAGAAUCAGAACAGGUAAGUUCUGCUGCUGCACUAGAAAAGUCAACUGAGGCUGAGGAACUUGUCAAGACGUUGCAUGCUGAAAUGAUGGAAUUGAAGGAACAACUGCAAGAUAUUGAACAAGAAAAGGAGAAUUUGAGACUAGAGUUAGAAAUGCAGGCAGCAAAAUUUGAAGCUAGCCGACUCCGUAAGGAGACAGAGGCACAAACGGAGGUCGAGAAAACAGUCGCAAACAGAAUGAAGGAAUUUGAGUCUCGAAUGCAACAGGAGCAGAAGAAAGUACAAGAGUCUCAUCGACAGCAAGUACAAAAUUUAUUAGAAGGUCAUCAGAAGGAGAUAGAGGCAAUGGAAGCAAAGACACAUGAGGAGUUACAGAGCAUGACCGUGAGAUGGAAAAAUGUUGCGCAAGAUCUGCAACAGAGGCUUGAUGACAGUAACAUGGAAAUGAGCUCUUUGAAGCAAAGACUUGAGCUGGAGGGUGGACAUUAUUGUGACAUCAUUGGGCAGUUCCAGAGGCAGUGCCAGGAAUUGAUGCAGUGGAUCCAGGUACUCAGGAAUCCAGAUGAUCACAAGGAAAUAAGAAAUUAUGAUACAUUCCAGAAAAAUGUUUCAAGGUCGGGUACCAGCAAUUUAGCAUGGACUCCACCAAAACAAUCAUAUCCUUUGGCCUCAUCAUCACCCGCUGUCAAGCUGACCAAUCAGAUGUCAGGUAUUUACACAUCUUCGGCAGGGGGUGUUACCAAUGCGACAACACAUCAUCAUCACCCUCAUGGGUACGUGCAAGAACUCCCUGAUGUGCGCAUCACACAGGAUAAAUCUAGGAUGGAGAUGUCGUCAAACUACCCUAGUAGGCAGUCAGUAACCUAUCCUGCCCUGUCCGAGACAUCCUCGUUCAAGCCUCUGCAGUCAAGUCACUCUAGUAGAGUGUCGGUAAGCCAACCUGUCCUGUCCGAGACUUCCUCAUUCAAGCCCAUGCAGUUAAGCUACCCUAGUACGGUGUCAUCAACCCAGCCUGCCUUGUCCGAGAAUUCCUCAUUCAAACCCCUGCAUCCUCAGUAUGAUGAUCAGCAAACAAGUAGUUUUGUUAGUGAACAAGAACAUGAAACAGUAGACCGAAUUCCCGAGAAGGAAGAAAGCCUCACAGAUCUGUCAGUAGGCCCCCUGGAAUCAACCGUGAUAGAAAGGGAUACUUAUAACACACUGACGGACAAGUUUCAGAAACACACCCAGAAACAACAGGAGCUUCAACGCUACAUACAAAUGUUGCUGGAGAGAUCGCCAGGAUCCCCUGUCCUCAGUAAAGAUGCUGAGUCACCCAAAGACAUUUCACCAUCGCAGUCUACCAACACUGCAAAAGAUAAUGAAAACUCAUCAACAGAAAUUCUUACACUGGAUCAGUUGAGUGAAAUUUCCAAGUUGCUCCAUGUUUACCACACUACUGAAGAGGACAAGGAUACAGUGGCCGAGCAACAGCCCUCCACACCUGAGCAGAUGAUGGCAUACCUGAAGGUGAUGCAAUCCAGGGUUGCUAAGGUACAAGAGAAACAACAGUUGAUUCAACCUACCAAUCCCAGUUUAGUAGAUAGUCACAUGAUUAAAACAAGCAUGGCCGUCAUCAAGGAUAAACCUGUGACAGUUACANAGAAUUUCAACUCAGUGGUCCAGAAAGACCAUAAAAUCACAAGAAUAUCCAAAAGCAAGCCUGUAAAGACAUCAGGGCCAGAGGCAAAAACGCGGACAAGAAAUCAACGAGGGAGCGUACCACCAGAAAAACUCAAUUCUGUUAAAAGACCAUCUGGAAUUGAUGUGACAAAAAACGAACGAAUGAGUGUACCAAGUGAAACAAGACAAUCUCAAACUUCUCGAAAGGCUGUCUGGAAGUGACAGUGCCGUGUCUGGGAGACAUUUUUUCAACUCAACUUUCACCCUCUGACACCGAUCAUCAUAUUAGAUUUUGUUAUCCUUUGUAUUAUAAAAUUAUCCUUUAUAUUCUAAGAUAAUAAUAUUUUACGUCAGUGGUACAAAAAAACAAAGGAACGUCCAAAACACAAUACUUAAAGAUGAAUGAUUUAACAAGAUACAUCAAAUUUCAAGAACAACUAACACUUAAAACCAACUCAAACAUUUUUAAUUAAUCCCCAACUCCCUCCUUCCCUGAUAAUUCAAAUGUUGUCCUUCCCCACAAAUAAAACUGAACUUUACCCUUUAUUUUCAGAAAGAAUAUUGUAAGUACCUUCAUCCCCCUUAAAACAAUAUAAAACUUAAAACUUAAUCAUUGAAAAAAACAGUAAGGCAGAAAAGUAAAAAAGUAAGAAGCCAAUUGAAGUUGGGAGUUUCUACUAAAUCACAUGAUAGAAAAUGUUACAUGCAGGUUUUAGCCGAUGUCUGCUGCUAAAUUUUAUCUGUGUGAAUGUAUUGUAUAUCUAUGGAAGAUUAGCGUGUAACGUCCUUAUUGCCUGUGUGUAAAUUAUACCAAAUUUUAGCAAGGUUUGCAUUUGCUCAUAUGAAGAUGAUGUAGUUAUAUUCUGUAUGAAGAUAUUCGUGUAAUGUUUUGGCACUUGUUCCAUGUAAUAUUUUAUCUCGUGUAAAUCAGGUUUAAGAUGUUUCUUAAUCAUAUCCGUAGUGGCUAGUUUGGAAAUGACCCUUCACCUCUGUGUUGUUACUGUAUUCGUUGACUGACACAGGCCAGUAAGAACUGGAAACAUUUAAUACUACAGUAUUUUCAUAUUUUUGUGGCCCAAAAAUCCGGGGCACCAACUUUGACAAUCUUCCAAAUAUAAUUCCAACAUCCUUUUGAAUUAGUUUAUUUUUCUCCAGUGCUCUCAACCAAAAAUCCGGUCGACUGCUUCUUUAAUAUGAAGACUUAUAUUUUGUUUUUUUGUGCCAGGUUAUGAAAUACAUAUGGUAUUAAUUUAUUAAUUAUUAAAUUAAAUUUUGAUAAACAAAUUCAUAUAAAAACACAAACAAGUAUGUUUAUUAACUACUCUUGUAAUUAAGUAGUGUUUAUGUAACUUUUUCAUGGCCAUCUUCAUUAGUAUUAAUUUAUCAAUUAUUAACUUCAGUGUAUUAAUUGUAAUAAACCAUUCAUUAUGGAGACACUAAACAUUUAAGCUUGUAAUAAUUGUCAUAUGUGUUCAUUAAUUCAGUCAAUCAAUCAGGCAGGCUGUCACCUUCCUGUCCGGCUUCUGUGGCAGAACGCCAAACCGUGCUGGUGUCUUUGUAAGUUUUGAACAACUUCUAAAACCAUAGUAUUGCAAUGGUAUAAAUUAUUCAGUUAUUUUAAAGAAGCUGUAUUUGUGUGAAGACAAACAGUUGAGCUUAAAUUUAUUCAGAAUUAUUAUUAUCUCAUAGUUUAAAUACAAUUCAAUAGCAAGCUAGGGAUACAAUUACAUAGUUAUCCAUUCAAAUGAAGUGAGAUGAUAUGCAUGACUCUUAAAUUAUUAAUAAAUCUUACUUUGUUAUAAAUAUAAACACUAAAUUAUAUCUAUAUGUGUGGAUAAGUUGCAUUCGAUUAUUUAUUAUUUUCAUUUAUUUGAAUCCUUUUCGUGGAUUGUAGAUAAUACUAUUGUAAUUAUAGACAGUUCUUAAAAUCAAGUAAAUCUACUAAAGUUAAUGUAUGUAUGUGUUGAAAAUACUGUUUUUAAUGCCCUGUCCAGACUAUCAAAUUUUAAUUGACAUAAACAUUCGACAAUGCUAAAUAUGUUCAUGAUAUGAUGUUGUAUGCGCAUGAUGACUAUAUAUGGGCAUAUAACAGUUUUUUGUCAAUGAAAAUUUGAUAUUGUACAGAGUUGCAGAGUUUAGUGCUGUGCUGUGUUAUCAUUUCUAAUCAGUUUACUCUUGUUUACCAUCGAUUAACAUUCGUUUUAGCAACAUGUACUGGGAAAACAUAUUUACUUAUACUAAGCAUUGUUUCAUUGUUCUGUAAAGAUGAAAAUAUACUAUUGAAAACUAUUUAAUAUGGUACAUUUCACCAAAUGUGAUUCUGAGUGUGUGGGAGGGGAGAUAUGUUUAUUAAUGUUUUGUACACUUGAUUCUGUAGAGAUAUAUUAUAAUGUUUAAUGUUCA
Messenger RNA from Anneissia japonica, 5540 nucleotides. Its product is annotated as zinc finger CCCH domain-containing protein 13-like. Lineage: Eukaryota; Metazoa; Echinodermata; Crinoidea; Comatulida; Comatulidae. The transcript is spliced from 21 exons. The record is from RefSeq and is a predicted model, not a curated record. Gene Ontology annotation, biological process: centrosome separation; centriole replication; regulation of cilium assembly. The coding region runs from base 135 to 3359 and encodes 1074 amino acids. Gene Ontology annotation, cellular component: centrosome; centriole.